Molecule: messenger RNA, 3942 nt
Organism: Prorocentrum cordatum
Lineage: Eukaryota; Dinophyceae; Prorocentrales; Prorocentraceae
Source: the annotation of a GenBank genome assembly
AUGUUGCUGGGUUGCAGCUACCUCUUCAUAUUUCUGUUUGAGUUCGUCGCCAGAUCGUCGACGAACCGUUUCUCCAUGAACGCCAACGUCGAAGUCGGCAUGUGGCUUUUGGCGUGGCCAGACGUCGUCCGCGUGCCCAUCGGCAGAGACGAUUGCCAAGGCGGCACCAAGCGAGUCAUACAUAAACCAAACAGUUUGGCACUGACGGCGACGCUGCGCGCGAUCUUGCCAGAUUACGAAGCGACGGAGUACGUGGAGCCAAUGGCCGACAAGGUCGAAGUCAAAGGUGUGAUGCUCGUCAAAGCUAAAUUCAUAUGGGAUGCUAUGAGAAAGUUGAACAGGCUCGAAGAAGAACAGAGGAAGUUCUGGGCGAUCCUAUCGGAAGGCGAAUGCAAUGUUGGACACCUGCGCUACUUCGGAGUAAAGAACUUCAUCACCUUUGGGGAUGACGAGCCCGUCUGGAUCGACGAGACCUUCGAACAGGUGAAGACCAAGGGCUUCUUCAAGCUUCUACCGGGUGCGAAAGUCGAACACCCCUCUGAAGAGUUCUUGGAUAUGUACAAGACCUUGAAUGCCGGUGCAGCCUACGAGAUCGCGAACAAUUUCAAGGUGCCCUUGGACCUCUGGCAUGACGGUAUCAAUGUUUUGGGCCAAGGGAAUAUGAGCCACGCAAUCCAAGCCCACAUGCAUUUGGCUUUGCUGAUUCACCAUGGUGACAAGAUGCUGCGCCGCAAGGCAGCAAGAGAAGGAAAAGGGGCGAGGUCCAAGCACGACGCGAUUGAGAUCGUGAGCGCGUUCAACGCGUCCCAGUUUCUGAAGAACGAUGCUCAUCUGAAGAGGGCUUGCUUUUGGGCAAUUCGUUCAGUGCUCCCGCCUGAGCUUGCUCACGAGUACUGCGUUUCGCUCGAGAUGGAGUCUGUCACGGGGCGGUCUCCACAUAAGUCGACUCUGUCGCGGAUGAGGGGAAGAGUCGACGUGGCCUGGAUGCUCACAGCACGGGAUCUAUUCCAGAACAUGCUUGACGUGGACGGCAUCGUCGUGUUCCCGAUCCCAGACUCAAGCCCCCAAGGAGGCAGGGACUGCGAGAACGCAGUUCUGACCAUCAUCAGCCGCCAGAACCUCGUUGCAUUGCGCGGGCUUUCAAGCGACCUGGAUCGCCGCAACAGCACCAUGACUGUAGAGCAGCGCGCCGCCGACUGGACCUCCGAAGCUCUCAUCAUGAAGAAGGUCGAGGAGAAGAUCAUGAGGCGCGUCGCCCCAGCAGUGCAGCUGGGCUUUGGGCGGACGAAUCUUUCGGCGAAGUUCCACGCGAUCAUGCGCCAGUUGUUCUUGCUCAGCCCCUCCGUCGACCACUUCUGCAAACUUGUCGGCUCUGUCCCCGUCUGGCUGUCGGAUCAGGGCACGGAAAGCGGCUUGGCGCGCAUCGAGCCCAUCGCCGUGCAGGACGAGCUGGAGUUCACGAGGGAGUGCGAGGUGAACGACGACGAGGUUGACUUCGCUCAGCCUGCAGCAGCGCCGAGCAGGGAUUUUAUAAAUUUGACCUGGAGCCUGGAGUUCGACGGGACGCUGCACCUGUGCCACGACGCGGGCAAUCACCUGGAGGACGUGAUGCCAGACUACAAAGACGCUGUCUGGAGGCUCAGCAAGGUGUCGAAGCUUCUGGACGAUCCUGAAUCGAAAGAACGGUUGGAGGCGACAUGCGUCUCAUCUCCGCCAGCACUGAAAGCUUUAUUCGAGCCCAUCAAGAAAUUCAAAGGACAUUGUCAUGUCGAACGAUGGGGCACAGUUGCCAACACUCUGCUGAGUAUUACUGGUAACGUCGAGGCAGCCUUACGGUAUGCGUGGGAUGCUUCCAAGUACACUCAUGGCAAAAAGAAAGGUAGAGAGGAACCUUUUAAUGUCAAGUUGGGAGUUCUGGAUGAUACAAUCAACACGCCAUACUGGUGGGCCUACUGGGGUAUGCUUGAGAAGAUCGCACAGGCGCUGUUCGAUGUUAUCAGGUGGUGUGAAUCGUGCUCUUGUCAUAUCGGCUGGCUCGAAUGCCUUCGAGGCCAAGAGUGUGCAUCCAACCUUACAGAGGAACAGAUCAAUACCAUGAAAGAACAUGCUUCAAAAUGCCCACUGAGAGGCAUGCGAUGCCACGACGUGUGCGCGGGUAUGCUGCUCGACUACGUGAAGGACCGUCUGCGCUACCACAUCGCAGACUUCGCCAGCAACAUCCCAUCGGACGUUUCGAGGGGAGACGCGAAGCGCAUCCUCGAUCAGAUGGAGAGCGGCAGGAUGUCCAACCUCAGCCCGUACAUGACCGCAAGCAUGGACACGUUCUGGCGCUUUACUCAAAUGGUUGCUAAGGUAUCUUCUGGCAAGGCCGCUGUGAAGCUAUUGGGACUCGAGCGCCAUCCAGAGGCAAAGCAGCUGGAGACGAUGCAUUCCUCAGACAAGCUGUUCUGGGAUGUGAUCUACCACGCAGGCCCCUACACCAAGUACAGGAUGCCAUCGCCUAAGAUCAAGGUUAAGCAAGUCGGGGCUGUUGAGCUGAAUGGCAAGGCCCCUCCGAUCGACACGGCCGAUGCCGCGUGCAAGCGGGCCGCUUUCGUGAGCCACGUGAUCGAGAAGCUGUCUGCAGAUGGCACAAUGCAUUGCAUGCCCAUGCAGCUCACCGCGCUCAUGCCCUUGAGGAAACUUCUCCAAGUACGACAUGCAGUACCUGAGACAUCAGACGAUUGUGAGCACGGUUGGGGUCUCUCUGAAGCUUGCCAGGAUGAUCUCAUUCCUGAUGAUGCCUUCGCUGAGCAGGACUGUGAGUUUGCAGAGUACUUCUUCUUCAAGCCUUUCAAGGCGCAUAUUCCGAGAGAGCAACUGGAUUGCCUUGAUGAGGUUGUCAGGGGCAUCUUGAGGUACCCGGACGGUGCGCCGCGCGACGCCAUCGUGCCGACACACUCCCUCAACCCACACAUCGAGAAGCUCGUCGACGCGUUCUUCGAGCUAGGCUUCUUGGACGGCCCGCCAUAUAAGUUCACGAUCCAAGGGAAGGCAGCUUUGGAGAUCGGCAUAUCGCUGGGGAGACCCACGCACCUGCUUCAGCGCUUCGAUGCGUUCGCCGGCGGAGACAUCAACAAGGCGACCUUGGCAGAGUUGAUCCUGGGGAUGGAGCAUGACGGCUGGCUGCACGCCGACCUGUCGACUUCGAGGAAUUGCCCCAACCCCAGGGAGAAAAGGGCAGCCAUUGCCAACCCUUUCAGAGCUUUGGCAGACAAGAAAUGGUAUUCGUUCAAGGCGCACUCGGUCAGCAGGUACUACUUGAUGGCGCUGCUGAUAGCCAGCGAGCCGAUGGCAGGCACCCACAUCCACGAGGUACCGCAUUUCGGGACCAACGCGACGUACAUGGAGAUCUUGGGCUUGCAGCCGCCGCCUGGCAAUGCGCCAGCGGCCAUUAUAGGCGACGUGGAUUGGCCAGAGGACAGCCUGCCAGCUCUCAAGAAGGCGAAGACCUCGAAGGGCGUUUACCUUGGCGGAGGUGGUCGGAAGCUGAAGCCCUCGGCGGGCGCAGAUGACGGCGUGGUCGUCGGGUUCGACGACGUCGACGACGGCAAGGGCCACGUGGUGGAGACGGACGACGAGCACGGGAACAAGUACUAUCGGCACAUCAGCUUGUACAAGUACUGGAACAAGGUGACAGGCAACCACAACGGGUGGAACGCAUACUGCGCCAGGUGCGGCCACUCGGUUGGCAGGACCAAGUGCACCAAGUCGCAGACGGCGAAUGGCGACGGAGGUGACGAGGGUGCGCAGCGCCGUCUCCUUUACUGGGGGAGCCUCGGCCACACGGUCGACUGCAAGGCGGACCACAAGGAGCUGUGGAGCACCGUGGUGACGGCCUGGGACAACGACGAGAUCCCUGAUCUGGCCGUCCUGGAGGUCGAGGCUUGCAAGAAGGACUAG